GCCACCGCCAGCAGCAUGAAGUUUUCCAUCCCGAUGCCCGGUGGUGGUACCGGGCUGGCCCUCUUCUCCAAACUAAUUCGCACGAAAGAUCUGCGCAAGCUGCAGGAGGAGGACCCGAACAGUACAAAGCCCAAGCUAACCAAAUGUCUCACCACACUCGAUCUGACCUCGCUGGGCGUGGGCUCUUGUUGUGGUACCGGCAUGUACCUGGUGGCCGGUAUGGUCGCGCGAAACAUCGCCGGACCGGGAGUAGUGCUUAGUUUUUUCAUAGCAGCCGUAGCUAGUAUAUUCUCAGGCGCCUGCUAUGCUGAGUUCGGUGUACGAGUGCCACACACGUCCGGAUCCGCGUACAUGUAUUCUUAUGUUUCCGUGGGAGAAUUCGUAGCGUUUGUUAUAGGAUGGAAUAUGAUAUUAGAAUAUUUAAUUGGUACGAGCGCGUGUGCCUGCGCCCUUAGUGCAAGCUUCGAUUCGCUAUCGGGCGGCUUCAUAGGUAGAAGCAUAGCAGCCUCAGUGGGGACCAUAUUCGGGCGGCCACCGGAUUUCAUCGCAUUCGGCAUUACGCUCGUAAUGACGUUCAUACUGGCACUCGGUGCUAGCAAGUCGGUGCUCUUCAACAACGUUCUCAACACGGUGAAUCUUGCAUCGUGGGUAUUUAUACUAACUGCAGGCUUGUUUUACGUCGACACCAACACCUGGACCGAGCACGAAGGUUUUCUGCCUUUUGGCUGGAGCGGGGUAUUUACCGGAGCGGCCACAUGCUUCUACGCCUUUAUCGGGUUCGACAUUAUAGCAACCACCGGCGAGGAGGCUCACAAUCCGCAGAAAAGCAUCCCAAAAGCAAUCGUAGGCUCGCUAGUGAUCGUCCUGAUAGUGUACGUUACCAGCAGCUUCAUCCUUACAUUAGUUGUUCCUUACGAUCACAUCGACACUGGUUCGGCGUUGGUGCAAAUGUGGACCUACGUUGGAGCGCCUAAGUGUCGUGCGCUGGUUGCAAUCGGUGCCACGGCCGGUCUCAGCGUGGCCAUGUUCGGGUCCAUGUUCCCAAUGCCGCGCGUUAUCUACGCCAUGGCGCAAGAUGGCUUAGUAUUCCGACAGCUUUCGCAGCUAUGGGCAAAAACCGGUGUUCCAGGAAUAGCCACGAUCGGCAGUGGCAUAGCGGCUUCCCUCGUUGCUCUUACGGUGCAGCUCGAAGUUCUGGUUGAGAUGAUGUCGAUUGGGACGCUGCUUGCAUACACGCUCGUAUCGACCUGCGUCUUGAUCUUGCGCUAUCAACCGCAUAGUACCUCGCUGGUUGAUCUACUACCUGCGCAGCUUCGCACACCACAGCCACCGAGUACACCGGAUCCAACCACUCAGCAACGAGUGAAGGCGAACGUAAUGGUGAAGAAAAUUAUGCGCGGAUCGCCCGACUCCGAUGACAGCUACGGUGAAGAUAGCCCGGAAGAAUACAUGGGCCGGGACGAUCAGUUCCUGGUGUCAGACCGCACGGAAAACAAAUUUUAUGGUGCAGUACAUGGAACAUCGCAUGGAGUCGAUGACACUUGCUCGAUAUGGGGAUGCGAUUACCUUGGACGUGUAAUUCAACAAUAUUCCUACCUUUGUCCGGGAUUUUUCCCUUGGAUUAGACCCGGACCGGCAACUCACGAAACAGGCAUGUUCGUAACGAAACUAGUAGGACUGAUGUACGUGUGCAUAUUUUUACUCGAUCUCUUCAUGGCCAUUGGGCUGACGGGGACGUUCUUUUCGCUAGUGUACACCGCACUGGUGUUGACCAUCAUUUGGAUUUUGCUCGUCAUUUCGCGACAACCUCAGAAUCGAUAUGCACUAUCGUUCCUCACGCCUGGACUUCCAUUCAUUCCCACGAUCGCAAUUACGGUGAACAUUUAUCUAAUAUUCAAGCUCAGCAUUCUCACCCUGGUACGGUUUACCGUCUGGAUGACGCUCGGCUUGAUCAUGUACUUCUACUACGGCAUUACACACAGCUCGUUGGAGAACCCGAGCGAAGAGUUUGAGCUAACCGUCGAUAAUAAUGGCACGGCAGAUGGGAAUCUUAAACUGGACGUUCCUCCCAUUACCACUAAGAAGCCUGGCAAACGCCACCAUGCCGAACCUGUCUGGGAUCGUCAUGGCUACGAGAACCGCAUGGCCACGAAUGACGAGGGCGAGUAUCAGUGGUCUACAACGAACCAGCAGCCCAACAACACCAAUCCAUACAACUGGAACUCCAACGAUGCUUGGGGCGAUCGAACGAUCUACGAUCCGCCUCCACAGUCAACGAACAUUUUCCAACCUCCGCCAUCGGCGAACUCCGCCCCAUCUGCUCGCCCAACGUCCGAGGCUAAAAAGGAUGGGUUCGGUAUGUUUUACAACGAGUCAGCAACCUACCCAACAUGGGAUGACUAAAGCGUGCCGGGUGUCGCAUCCUUCCACUGUACAUAAUGCACGCUGCGAACCGUUCGAGGCACUUACUACCCAGAACUCAUCAUCAUUAUCCCAAGACACACGUCCGACAUUUGUUUGGUUCUUCGUUGGAUUUUAGUUUCUGCGAACUUAUAUUCACAACGCAUUAUAGUUUUCCAUACAUAGAAAUUCCAUACAGAUAUUUUAAGCUCUCUGUACAUCGUUAACAGUUCGUAGCCAAAUGGGCAAGUGAAGAAUGUGAUAAAAUGCAGACACUCUAAAGAGAAAGAUAUACACACAUAGAAAGGAAACUGCAACAUAUCCCUAUGUUAAGUUAGAUUCAUUAGCCGGGAGGGUUUAUAGAAGACGAUUCCUGAUUUCUAUCGGCAGCUAUGGACAAUCUUGGGAUGGACUAUUUUUUCGACCAUGUAACACUAGGUUACCUGUUUUUAAAUUAUACCAACUGUACUUGUUAGAGAUCAAUUUACUGUAGAUACUUUCAAUUGAACAGUUCAUAGCACCUUGUAAAGCAAUUCAGCGGAUGUUCCGGAUUGAGUUUAUGUUGAAACUUUUGAGUUUACCGAAUCAGAGCAGACUACCUUGUAUGACAUGCCUUGUCAUCUCAGAGAGCACAUGGUGACCGGGUUUCUUCUCGAAGUAUAAACAAGCAAACACAAAUAUUAAAUGCGACGAUUUAAUGCUACGAUCUACAGCUAAGCAUCUACCUGAUAUAGGAAAGGCAAUCAGACCGAAUCGUGUGUAAUUUAGUGUAGUGAAAUAGUGGUGGAUAUUCUUCAGACGGCACUGUAAAAUUUGCACCCAUCUCCCACAUUACGACGCGCACGUACAUUCCCUAUCGUCACGUCUCAUCUUCUAACGCAUAGGCUGGUGUAACUCUAAAGCAGCACGUUGUAUCUUUCUUGCAAUAGCAUUCACCGAUAUGACGGGCGG
Messenger RNA from Anopheles moucheti, 3351 nucleotides. Its product is annotated as high affinity cationic amino acid transporter 1. The record is from RefSeq and is a predicted model, not a curated record. Bases 16 to 2403 code for a protein of 795 amino acids. Lineage: Eukaryota; Metazoa; Arthropoda; Insecta; Diptera; Culicidae. Gene Ontology annotation, cellular component: plasma membrane. Gene Ontology annotation, biological process: transmembrane transport; amino acid transport. Gene Ontology annotation, molecular function: amino acid transmembrane transporter activity. The transcript has 10 exons.